This is a messenger RNA of Porites lobata, 8839 nucleotides long. The record is from the annotation of a GenBank genome assembly. NCBI's taxonomy places the organism in Eukaryota, Metazoa, Cnidaria, Anthozoa, Scleractinia, Poritidae.
AUGCUUCGAUCUGCUCGUUCUUUAUCGCGUUUGCUAAAUGGCAGCAGAAAGGUAUGACUCACAUAAAGAAAACUGUCAUUUUUGAGAAGAUGCAUUGAUUUUACCUUACAUGACCAGUGCUAGUGAACCUAAGUUGUAGAUUUCCAAUAAAGAUUCUCUGUUGUGUGUCUUGCUUCUUCCGUUGCGUCGUUUAUCACCGUUAGCCAUAGCAUAUUGCCUCUAAAUUGAAUACUUAAAUUUUUUGCGCACUUAAGACACUAGACCCAGAGUUAGUGAUCAGUACUUGUGGUAAAUUCUAAUCUUCUAAAAUGUAUACUUGGGUUUGUCCAUUAUUUAUCACCCCCAUCCCCCUUGGUUUUCCCUCCCCGUAAACAGAUGGCUGGAAUAUUGGAACCCUCAAUUUUUUUUCAGUGUUCUCAGAAAAUUGACAACCAAAGGUUGCUAAUUAUGAUUAUAUUAUAACAAUUAUUGUGAUAAUAGUGAUAAACAAAAAUAAUGAUAAUAUUAAUAUUAUUAAUUAAAAUAGUACUAAUAUGAGGCUUGGCAUGAUGCGAAGAAUUAUGCAGAUUGAUGAGGGAGUUAGCCUCCUCUACCGUUAACCCUUUGAGAUCUGACUAAUUCUUCAAAUCAUACAAAACCAAAUCCAAUUAUAAUAUUGUAUGUCUUAUCAUUCAUUAAAAAUUUUUCAGACAGCACUCUUGGCAUCAGUGCAGAACAGGUAUUACAGUAAUGGCAACAUUGUAAGUAUCAAUAACGUAAAUCUGCUUUGUACCAUUACUUUUGGUCAUGCAUAUUCUUCUGCUUCAACCAAAUAAUCAAACAGUAAUAAUCAUUCAUGUUUAAUAAAACAAGGGAUAUGGAAAUUCAAUGGUUUAAUGUGAUUAUCUUGGUACAAGAUUUAACUGUUUGUGUUAUUGUCGAUGGGUGUUUGUAAACACUGAGAUAAGUUCAUGUACCUCUAAUUCAAUAUUUUUUAGCCUGCAGUUACCAAGAUGUUUAUAAAUGGACAGUUUGUGGAGUCAUCAACAGACAAAUGGCAUGAUGUUCACAAUCCAGUAUGUACUGUUCUUGGAAAUCUAAGCUAAGUGCACUAGUGCAUUUGAUUGAUCUUAUUACAAAAUGCCUUUCAAUAAUUCUACGAGUCACUGUGAGUCACUCUUUUGGAAUAUGGUAAAUCGUUUCCAUUGAUGAUUAAAAUUCAAGGAAGGUUGUCAAAGAUCGAAACAUUUCUUUCUCUGUUUGUGCUUUCUAAGCCUUGUUAUCAAGCUGAAUUUUGAUAUAUCAAAAGGCACCCAUUGUUUUACUGUAAUUUAAUGCAACAAAUAUGUGAGAUAACUAUUUACAUUUGACAAAAUAUUUCCAACAAAAUCCAAGAAAAAGUGACACGGAACACUAUAAGACUGGUCUGACAUGAUUGUUUAAGUUAUUUGGUUUGUUUUUCUCUUUAACAGGCAACAAAUGAAGUCAUUUCUCGAUGUCCAGAGUCAACUUUAGUUGAGAUGGAAUCUGCUGUUGCCGCAGCUAAAGCCGCUUUCCCUGCGUGGUCUGAAAGCUCAGUUCUAUCACGCCAGCAAGUCAUGUUUAGCCUUCAGCACCUUAUCAAGAAACACAUGGUAAGAACAAAAUGUAUAUCUUAACCCAUCACCAGUCACAUUGAAAGAUACCCUAACUCUUUAAGCCCUAAGAGUGAUCAGCAUGAAAUUUCUUCUUGUAAUUUCAACCCUGCUUGCUUUAGAGCCUCCAACAGCUCAGUAUAGUUCGAGUAUCCAAACUAGAACUUGGAGGGUCUUAAGUUCAAUUCUUAACUGAAGCUUUGUUUUUUUUUAGCCUUGUGGUGGUGUAAAAAUAUCUCCUUCUUCCAAAGUAUCAAUUAAUGUAAAAUAUUAUGGAAUAAUGUUAUGAUUACCUUGCAUAAAUUUACUGGACACCACUGCUUAUUUUUUGUCCUUGAUAACAGAAUGAAAUUGCUGAUCUUAUCACAGCGGAUACUGGCAAAACAACACCUGAUGCCCUUGGCGAAGUACAACGAGGAUUACGUGAGUAAAUUUGUUCACGUAAUACAUAUGAUAAUAACAUUCAAUUUGAAAAUGGUUUUCACAUGGCAUGUUAUUCUGUUGCCUGCUGGUACAGUGCUGUAUGAGUCCAGUUCAUGGCCAUGAGCUUCUUUUGACACCAUUUGUAUGGUUCACAUCAUCUCCUUUGCACUUUUAUCUACUUUAUGCUUUCAGGCUUAAUUGCACCUAAAGUUAAUAUAGAUUUCUAUGACUUGGUAUAUUUGUCCCAAUAUUUAACUAUUGAUUUUUAGAUGUAGCAAGAUCCAUGUUAUGUUAGUGUUAGGAAUAAACAUUGGCUGGACAGAGAGCCAACCUCCAGAUUUUUCAGUUUUGGAAACUUGAAUGUAAAAAUAAUGUUCAGUUUCUUUUCUGCUGAGUGAAGCAAAAGAGAAUAGAACAGAAAUUCAAAUUGUUCACAAGAGAGAAUCAUUAAAUAGUUAAUGCUGACUCCAUCAAUUCUUCCUUUUUUUCAGAGGUUGUUGAACAUGCCUGCUCAGUCACUUCACUUCAGAUGGGUGAAACAGUGUCACAGAUCACCAAGGAUAUGGAUACCUACUCAUACAGAGUUCCCAUAGGAGUCUGUGCAGGAAUUACACCGUAUGUAAAUUUUUGUAAAUUUGUUUAUUUUUGGUGGAUUGUUCUUGCUGAAAAAGCUUGUUAAAGGUUACAAAGUAAGGGGAAGCAAUCAGGUGAUUGCAUCUACUCAGGUUAAUUCCACAUUUGGAUGAGAUAGGUUUGUGUUGAAAUCCUGAUUGUUCUUGCUUUCAAUUUUUCGGUAAAGCAUCCAAUUUGGUAUUGUUAUGGAAACCUGUUUUUGUAGUUACAUGGACACUACAGCUUAAGAACUGGUCGGAAAAAAGAAUACAUUAUUUUUUGUCAAGAUUAGUGGAAAAAAAAGCAUAUUUAUCAUUUUUUUCUCUCUCCAGGUUUAAUUUCCCAGCUAUGAUUCCAUUGUGGGUAAGUAAAGGAUUUAAUGUAAAAGCUGAUGUAUUUCCUUUGAGCUAAUACCGAGCCUGACAGGUUUAAGAAAUACACGCUUCUUGUUUUUUAAAUCAAGUAGUUGAUACUACUAAGCAACUCAGUCCUGCCCAGUUCCCAGUUGCCUUGUGAGCUCAUUUAGUUCAAGCACUGCUCAGAGGUCAAGGGUUUGAAACUUAUAAAAGUCAAAAUUGCUUCAGGCUUCCUUUUGGCAAUUAAAAACGUUGCCUCUAUAGCUGUGAUGAUUGUCUUUAAAUUUAAUUCCUGAUCCUGCAGUUCCAAGACAAGUUCACAUAUUCAUUACUUAAUUUUCCUCCUUUCACGGGUUAUAACGUAACAACUGCAUAAACAGUUUCAGUUGGUUUGUUACCUUUGGAGCGCUGCAUAUUACAAAGGUCAAAAGUGCAAAUCUUAUACAAUUUUUUCUGUCUCUCUAAAAUGUUGUGCAAAAUUGGCAUCAUAUAAUUGACAUCCUUUUUGCAUCUGACAAGACUUAUUAGUCCCGUUUAAUCUUUUGCCUUUUAUUUGUUCACAGAUGUUUCCCAUGGCAUUAGUUUGUGGCAAUACCAUGGUGAUCAAACCUUCCCCAAGAAAUCCAUUAGCCCCCAUGUUUAUAAUGAAGCUUGCUCAAGAAGCGGGUGUCCCUGAUGGCUGUAUCAACGUUUUCCAUGGAACUGUUGAACGUAAUAUUUCCACUUUCUCUUCUGUUAUUUUUAUAUAGAGCUUUGCAAAUUAUUUCAUAAGGGGAAAUGUUUUGGAAAGCUAGUAAUAAUGAGUAAGAGUUGUUAAGGGUUUCAGGACCUUGUAAAGGUGUUUAGACCAUUCUGGAAAUAGCACCAAAUUCAACUCAAUCUCAUAUUUCAGACAGUUGAAGUUUUUGAAUGCUAGGAAUUUGAUUGUUCUCACAGAAAGCCUAAGUAACCACUGCAUAAAAAAAAGUUUUUUUCCAACCUUAAUAGGACCAUUUAUACGAGGAAAAAUAAGAUGUGUCUUAAAUAAGACGCGAACUGGACCAUUUAUACGAGCAUGUCUUAUCUAAGUCUUCUGUAUACUUAAACUUACUUUUAAAGGGUAAGUUUAUAAUACGAAGAUAGCAAUUUCAUUAGCAAUUAUAAAUUGUGAUGGUUUAAAGUUAAAAGGGUCUACUUACACAAGCAGAUGUCAUGCAUUAAUUUUGUCCAGGAGGUCUGUUAUCGCCUUCUCCUUACAUUAUAACAAAAAAUCUUUUUCCUCUGCAAUGGACCAAGUGUUUCUUUUUGCCUCUAACGGCAUGCUCAUUGUAUUUGAGCGAAGAAAAAAUAAAGCAGAAUAGACAAGGAAACAAAAACACGUUGUAAUUUGUAAACAAUUUUUUCCCGCCAGUGGCCUGCCAGUCCACCGCGGGGCAAGCGAUAAUUUUUCCGCCAAAAAUUAACGCAUGCGUACUAUGCAUUCGGGUCUUAUGUAAGAUGCGAAGGUCAUUUAUACGAAGUUUUUAUCGUCUUAGCUAAGAUGCGUCUUAUCUAAGAACAGGUGUUAAGGGCUGUUCUAAAAUAAGACGCAUCUUAGCUAAGUUGCAUCUUAUUUUAGACAAGAUGUGCCGUUUAUACAGAAAGUGCACAUCUUAUCUAAGACGCGUCUUAUUUUUCCUCGUAUAAAUGGCCCUAAUGUUGUUUGCUUCUCUCUGUAAAAACAUUGCAUAAGAUUUUAUUAUCGAUUAACAGGAUCUUCAAUGAAAUAAUUGAUUGCUAAUGGCUUUAGGUGCUUUUGUGUUGAUCUGUUGAUUUGAUAAUGAGUUGUUUCCAAUUAUAUUAAUACAUAACGUUAAGGUUUGGUCAUGAAAAUUGGAGCUUGAAUUUGAGCUUUAGAUUCAUUAAACAUUACUUAAAAAAACGUUGGUGAAUUGUUAAUAGUAUUUUGAAUGUUUUGUAGCUGUCAGAUUCAUCUGUGAGCAUCCUGAUGUUAAAGCAAUUUCGUUUGUUGGCUCUGAUCAAGCUGUAAGUGCAAGCUUUUCCGUCAUAAAUUCUGUUGUUCUCAACUAACACCAUUAGGCAUUUAUUUCAUUUAUUAUCUAUAAUUCUUAUUUUUCCAGGGAAAAUACAUUUAUGAGACUGGCUCAAAAAAUGGAAAAAGAGUUCAAUCAAACAUGGUAAGACAAACUUGUAGUUGAAUGAUUUGUUUUGCAAUGUAACACAAUAAAAACUGACAUAACAGAAAAAUUAAGCUUCAUAAUGUGGACUAUGUUCUACUUACACUCUUGUGUCACAGUCUGAGAUAAGCUUCUUUGCAAAAAUCUGGCAAAGAGUUACUACAACAGACUUGUCUGAACUGCUGCACAACGAAGGGCAAAAGGACCGGUAAAAUAUGGGGUGUGAAACCAAGGAAUUUGUUAAAUGGGUGUUCAUUAAAUUGAGGUUUCACUGUAUUUUUUUUUCUUUCAGGGAGCAAAGAACCAUGGAGUCAUAAUGCCAGAUGCCAACAAAGAAAAUACCAUCAAUCAGGUUUGGCUUGCAUAAUACUGUACUAACUGCCUCGCUUAAGUGGAUGGUGGGUGCCUGGGGUAGAUACCCAGGGACUCCCACCAUGGCCAGCCAAGCUAGCCCCUAGAUAGGAUACUGCCCCCAUGGCUGGCAAAUCCCCACAAUCCAGUCAUGAGCGCCCAUUCCAGGCACCUGUCAUACUGAUGAAACAGUGGAAGGAAGAAACAUAGGGGAUGGGGGAAGAUGCUAAAACAACCACUUCACAGACCACUACACAAACGCUCAGUGAAGAACUCAAAGAUCCUAGGUUGAAUGGGCUUGCCCUCUGGAUGCCUGCUAAGCUCGUGGACUGCUUGCUCACUAAGCUCAUGUUCGUUAACUUAGUUAAUUUCAUUAAAACAAAUUUAACCUGUAGUGAAAUGCUUGUUUUCUUUUUGAACCUGUUCACAUUCACUUCAUACUUUUCUCAUAAAGUGACAUAAGUGGUUGCCAUUGUAAUGUUUCAGCUCAUUGGGGCAGCUUUUGGUGCUGCUGGCCAGAGGUGCAUGGCACUCACUACUGCAAUAUUUGUUGGUGAAAGCAAAGACUGGAUUCCUGAUGUUGUAGCCAAGGCAAAGGAACUCCAAGUUAAUGAGGGUAAUCUGUCAUUGUGUUAAUAAUAUACUCAUACCUUGAUUAAGUAAAAAUGAUUUUUGUUGAUGUGGUUAUUAAACAUGUGCGAGCAACCUACAAACAACGAAUAGCUAUGUGGGUACCCACCUGCACCAUUGGGAAAGGUUGGGUUUGUGCAGGCAGUUUUUAACUGCCAGUGUCAAUUGUGCUGUGUGAGAUCAUUCAGUAGCACCCUUUUGUUAAUCAUUGUCUUUGUGUGCUGCUUUCAUUUGAUUGUUCGAAAAUUAAUUUGGUUGGUUUUGUUUGUGUCAUAUUGCUUGUAUAGUUUUCUGGAGAACCAUGAAGUACAUUAUUUCCGUUUUGUUUUCCAAAACGCUUUGUUUAGGCCAUCAGCCAGGUGCAGAUCUCGGGCCUGUUAUUUCCCCGCAAGCCAAGGAGCGCAUCUGUAAUUUGGUACAGUCUGGUGCUGAUGAAGGUGCCAAGGUACGAGAGACCAGCUAUUCACUAACCCUUUAAGCUCCAACAUACAUCUUCUCCACACUGUUCGUCAUAAAUUUUUUACGGUAUUGCUGGAGAGAAUUUGUUCCUUCAUCAAGACUAUUCAUCUUUGGUGAUCAUUAUAUUUUCUCUCAUGACCUGUAUGUUUGAUCAAGCAUCACUAUUUCUUCUUGGCUAGACUUUCUUUUGAAAUUGUCGAAAAUUGUUAUCAAUGGAAAUUUUACUCUAAUGUUGCCACACUUACGUUUGGCUCGGAUUUGAUGUAUUUGAUUCUUCGUUAACUUUUGUACGUCAUUCAUUCCUUCAUUCCUUCAGCCUUUUCCGCAAGUACUAUAAAAACAAGACAAAGCAACCUCACUCAUUGUCUGAAAAUUACUUGAUGCUGACUGAUCACAUUUCCUUGUCUCUUAGAUUGAACUGGAUGGCCGUGAUGUUAAAGUCAAAGGUUUUGAGAAAGGAAACUUUAUUGGACCUACUAUCGUGUCUAAUGUCACAGUAAGUGGAAGUUUUAUGGGUGCGUUUUUCUUACGCUGAGUGACACCCCAACUUUUCGCUUUUUCUCGCGUUUAUCAGGCGAGCUAUUCCCCGUCGCGCGAGUCUCGAGUUCCACGUCUGCUUCGUACUCGCCAAAAAACGCGAAAAAUAGCGUCUCCUUUGCUGGCUAGAGAACCCGAACAAAUAGAUCCUUGGCGGGAUCACGAGUUUGUAAAUUUUGAACUCAGAGGUUGAAUCAAUCUGUUGCAUCACUCAUUGAGUCUUUUCUUUGUUUUCAGCCGGACAUGACGUGUUACAAGGAGGAAAUCUUUGGACCUGUUCUAAUUACCAUGAAUGUAGAUACUCUUGAUGAGGUAUCAGAAUGAUCAUUGUCUAAAUAAUUCUCCAUAUAUCAUCUGUACAUUUUUAGUCGGAAGACGCUGUUUGAGAAUUAAGAGAAUCGUAAAGACGGAUUAUGGUUACUGGUUUGCCAAAAAUACUCUCUUAACUUUGGGGUGCUGUACGGCUGUUGGAGUGACGUGUUACACGGGACGAUUCGCAAUGACGAUUUUUAGCGCAACGCAACAUGGUUUGCCUUCGUUCGUUUGAAAACUGAACGCGAAAGAAUAACGCCUGUUCUGCAGGCUUCUAAGAAAUAGCCUAUUUUUAUCUUACCACUGGCGUUUGAUUCCAGGCCAUUGAAGUUGUGAACAAGAACCCUUAUGGUAAUGGAACAGCUAUCUUCACAAAUUCUGGAUCAACUGCUCGCAAGUACCAACAUAAAGUCGACGUCGGUCAGGUAUGAUUCCUAACUUGAGCUACUGUAAUUAUCUUUUCAUUUUUUCCAAAAGAUUGAGCUUCUAUUUGCUGAAACUGACGUUUGCGCCUGAGAAAAAUUGGGCUUGCAAAUUGUGCCGUUGACAACGACAGUUUUCAAACACUCGGAACGUUUCAGUAAAACUUCCUAAAAACUGAGUACUAAAAUUAACAACGCGUUGAUUUCUAGUACUUUGCUUAGCUUUUUGUAAAUUUCUUGUUGUUUCCUUUGAAAAAUUUUUAUUUUUUACAUUCUCGAUACCAAUACGGAAAAAGAAGGAACGUUAAACAGUAAACAGUCUGUUUUUAAACGGCGCAACAGAAUCAUUCCUUCUUGUAUAUUUGUGGGCGGCUUUAGUGACUGAUUUGUCUUAUUACCAUGGUGAUAGACUUCAAUAGCUAAGGUCAGUUAUAUACUGAUGUUUUUAUCCCCAGGUUGGAGUGAAUGUCCCUAUUCCCGUUCCUCUUCCCAUGUUCUCUUUCACCGGGUCACGUGGAUCGUUCUUGGGAGACUCUCACUUCUAUGGAAAACAGGUAACUUCCCUCGCCCUCUUGGUUUCUCCCCUAGGGGGGUGGGAGGGGGGGGGGGCAGGCGUAUUUCCGAACAGUGGCUGGUAAUCGAGCCUCAAGUAACUCGCUCGUUACGUAAUAUUUCAAACAGGAGACGUAGUACUUUGUAUUCAGUUCUAUAAACCUAUUUACUAAGUGAAGAGUACCAAACGUUGGCGUGAAAUUAGAGUACAAGAGUCUUGCCUCAAAGUAAAGCAAAAAAUUGUAUUUAUGGUGUCAUUAAUAUUCUUAAGAUAUCGAGAAAAUCUAAGCUGAGGAGUUUUUUCAUUUUUCCAGGGAAUCAACUUUUACUUGGAAGUAAAGACAAUAACAAGCCUCUGGAGAGACGAAGACGCAGGGACUAUAAAGGCUUCUACAGCCUUCCCCACCAUGAAGUAA